Messenger RNA from Chionomys nivalis (European snow vole), 1620 nucleotides. RefSeq names its product solute carrier family 39 member 5 (gene Slc39a5). Lineage: Eukaryota; Metazoa; Chordata; Mammalia; Rodentia; Cricetidae. Gene Ontology annotation, molecular function: zinc ion transmembrane transporter activity. Gene Ontology annotation, cellular component: membrane. The record is from RefSeq and is a predicted model, not a curated record. The coding region runs from base 1 to 1620 and encodes 539 amino acids. The transcript is spliced from 10 exons. Gene Ontology annotation, biological process: intracellular zinc ion homeostasis; zinc ion import across plasma membrane; BMP signaling pathway.
AUGCGGCCCCCCGUGCACCAGCUGUUGGCUGGCCUGUGCAUGGGGGUGGUCUUGGGCUGGGUAGGAGGCUCAGCCCCCAGCCUGGGCCCAGCUGAACAGGAGCAGAACCACUACCUGGCCCAGCUGUUUGGCCUGUACGGCGAGAACGGGACACUGACGGCAGGGGGCCUGGCCAGGCUCCUCCACAGCCUCGGGCUGGGCCGAGUUCAGGGGCUCCGCCUGGGACACCACGAGUCUCCGACCGGGCGGGCUGCACCCCCAAAUGGCGACAAUUUCACACACAGACUACAGGAACCGGAGCUGAGUGUUCAUGUCUGGGCAGGAAUGCCUCUGAGUCCUUCAGGCUGGGGUGACUUGGAGGAGUCAAAAGCCCCUGACCUGCCCCACGAGCCAGGGCCCUCGGGCCUAGACCUCUUUCACAGGCUUCUGCUGCUGGACCAUUCUUUGGCUGACCACCUGAAUGAAGAUUGUCUGAAUGGUUCCCAGCUGCUGGUCAACUUUGGCCUGAACCCUGUUGCUCCUCUGACCCCUCGUCAGUUUGCUCUGCUAUGCCCAGCUCUGCUUUACCAGAUUGACAGCCGUGUUUGCAUCAAGACUGCAGCUCCAGCACCUCCAGGAGAUGUACUGUCUGCCCUGCUUCACAGUGCCCUGGCGGUCCUGCUGCUCAGCCUCCCUGCUCCCCUCUCCCUGCUGCUGCUGAGGCUCCUGGGACCUCGUCUGCUGCAGCCUGUGCUAGGUUUCCUGGGGGCCCUGGCCGUGGGCACUCUUUGUGGGGAUGCAUUGCUACACCUGCUGCCUCACGCGCGAGGAGGGCAGCACACAGGACCUAAUGAGCAACCAGAAGAGGACCUGGGUCCGGGGCUGUCGGUGCUUGGUGGCCUCUUUCUGCUCUUCGUGCUUGAGAAUGUGCUAGGACUGGUGCGGCACCGAGGGCUCAGGCCAAGAUGCUGCAGGCACAAAAGGGAUCUUGGAGAAUCGAACCUUGACCCAGAGGAUGGCAGUGGGAUGGUCCUUCGACCCUUACAGGCAGCUCCAGAGCCAGAGGUUCAGGGUCAGAGGGAGAUCAGCCAGUCCCCACCAGCUCCAGCCCCUCCUGGGCACCGAGGCCACAGUCAUGAGCACCAGGGUGGCAGCGGCACCAACAUUGCAUGGAUGGUCCUUCUGGGAGACGGCCUGCACAACCUCACGGACGGGCUCGCAUUAGGUGCUGCCUUCUCUGCCGGCUUCUCCAGCGGCCUCAGCACCACCCUGGCGGUCUUCUGCCACGAGCUGCCCCAUGAACUGGGUGACUUUGCGAUGUUGCUUCAGGCAGGGCUGUCCUUCCGGAGGCUGCUGCUGCUGAGCCUCGUUUCUGGAGCCCUGGGACUGGGGGGUGCGGCCCUCGGGGUGGGGCUCAGUUUGGGCCCUGUCCCCCUCACUCCGUGGGUGUUUGGGGUCACAGCUGGGGUCUUCCUCUACGUGGCCCUUGUGGAUAUGCUGCCAGCCCUGCUCCGGCCUGCCGAGCCCCUGCCUGUGCUCCACGUCCUCCUGCAGGGGCUGGGUCUGCUGCUGGGGGGCAGCCUCAUGCUUACUAUAGCCCUGCUGGAGGAACAGCUACUGCCCGUGGUUCCUGAUGGCUGA